Haliotis rubra (blacklip abalone) is the source of this 5638-nucleotide messenger RNA. Its product is annotated as semaphorin-2A-like. The record is from RefSeq and is a predicted model, not a curated record. Bases 1 to 1980 code for a protein of 659 amino acids. NCBI's taxonomy places the organism in Eukaryota, Metazoa, Mollusca, Gastropoda, Lepetellida, Haliotidae. The transcript is spliced from 18 exons. Gene Ontology annotation, molecular function: semaphorin receptor binding; chemorepellent activity. Gene Ontology annotation, biological process: negative chemotaxis; negative regulation of axon extension involved in axon guidance; axon guidance.
AUGGUAGCUGAUAUUGUUCCUGAAACAGAUCUGGAUGUCAGCUCUUUUCAUGAUGGGAAAAGCACGGAUCCAAGAUACUAUCGAUACAUCAUGGUGGAUACUUUGUCCCAGAGCUUGCUUGUUGGAGCCAUGAAUCGUAUAUAUGGGCUUAGUCUAACCAAUGUUACAGACAGAGCAAGCGUACGGAAGAAGGACCUGUCUCCCAACCGUGCUGAUGUUGGCAGAUCUCCUGACUGCCAGAACCACAUUCGCUUCAUCGCCCGCAACACCAGCAGCUCCAACACGCUGUACGUGUGCGGCACCGGUUCCUACAACCCCACCAGCUACCAACUCAGCGUCCCAGUCAAUGACUUCCUGGUUUUGUCGCAUACGUCAGGAAUAGGGAUGUGUCCAUACGACCCUUUUGAUAAUGCAACAGCUUUGUUUGUUGAGGAAUCCAACCCAGGUGACAUUCCAGGCCAGUACUCGGGGACAGUCACAGACUUCAUCAAAGCUGACCCUAUACUGUUCCGGCCUGACCUCUACUACAGGAAUGGAACCAUGGCCGUGGGCUAUGUCAGGACACAGAGGAAUGACCCUAAGUGGCUCAAUGAGCCCCAGUUUGUCGGGUCCUUUGACGUGGGCAACCAAGUCUACUUCUUCUUCCGUGAGGUUGCGCUGGAGUACACCAACUGUGGCAAGAAGAUCUACUCCAGGGUGGCCAAAGUCUGCAAGAAUGACAAGGGAGGGAAGGCUGUGCUGAACCACGUGUGGACCUCCUACCUGAAGGCUCGACUCAACUGCUCCAUCCCAGGAGAAUACCCAUACUACUUUGAUGAAAUACAGGAUGUGUAUUCUGUUGAUGGGCAGACAUUUUAUGGACUCUUCACAACAAAUGUAAAUGGCUUGACGGCAUCUGCCAUCUGUGCAUUUACUGUGCACCAAAUUGAACAAGCUUUCAACGGCCCAUUUAAGGACCAGACCAACAGCAAGUCUAACUGGCUUCCUGUACCCGAGGUGGAUGUGCCAGAUCCCAGGCCAGGAAAUUGUUCCGUGGACGACACCCGCAGCCUCCCUGACACUGUCAUCAACUUCAUCAAGUCCCAUCCCCUGAUGGACCACGCUGUAGCACACCAAUAUGGCAGCCCCAUCUUCUACAAGGGCAACUGUCUGAUGCAGAGACUAGCUGUGGCUUCCAAUGUGUCCGGCCACGGGGAGCUGGUCUUCUAUACUGCCAGUAACACUGGCCUGGUGUACAAGAUAUUUGCCUGGCCAUCUGAGUCAACUCACAAAGCUCCUCACAGCAUCCUGUCUACUAUAUUCAAACCAUUCGACACAGUUAGGCCUGUGUGGAGUAUGAAGCUUCAUGGCAAGUAUGUGUAUCUGGGCACAGAUAUCUCUGUGACGCAGCUGAAGAUCGAGAUCUGCUCCAAGUACCUGAAGGUGGACCAGUGCCUGUACGACCCAUACUGUGGCUGGGACCGGGAUGCAGGAACAUGCCGCAGCAUCAACACCUACAGAAAAUUGGUCACAUACAGACAUAUUGAUCGUACCAUGGCCUGGGAGGCUGCCAUUGAAGAUGCACUCGGACAACCAUUGUAUAAUUCUAAAAGUAUAUGGAAGGCUUCAGGCAGUUCGUUAACAUUACGAGUGGAGUAUAAAUUAAAUAUUCAAGGUGUAGUCACAUGGACAAAGAAUGGAUCAUAUGUACAAAGCGAUCGCCAUAUUCUAGCCCAUGAUAAUUCCUUAAUCAUCCCUGACCUAACAGCAGCAGACCAGGGUGUUUACAGGGCAGCAGACGCAAAGAAUAGACUUGUAGCUGAAUACGCAGUGUCGGUAGAUACCACUAAAGAAGAAAUAGAACAAAGAUGGAUAAGAAAGUUCGACGAAUGGUGUCAUGAAUUUGAAAAAUAUCAGAAUGAUAUCAGGAUAUGGGAAAAUAAGUGCAGUUCGUGUUGUCAAAGUCCUGGGAAUGCAAUAUCUCAGUUUGGUGGCAAAUAACAAUAGCUGUGCGGUAACAUCCUGACAAUUGAAUAACUCUGUUUGUUCACACAGUGAACAUACUGCCUUAGUGCUUGAUGCGCUGUCCUGUGAUAUGAAACGUGUUCGGGCAUUCCCCACCCAGCAGUGUGUAGCAGAACACAGAAUACCAUCGACACACUCACCAUGUGGUUUUCUGGGAAAUGGAAGAGAAUAUGCACAAAUGGCAAUUCAUAUGACAGAGAAUUAUGUGCUUGUGUAAACAAUGGACACAGGUUGGAUUUGUUUUUUAAAAAUAUUUUUAGUUACGCAGUACUCGGAAUACAAGAAUGAGUGUAUGGUGUUUUGUUUAAUUUGAUUUAGAGGACGUAAUGAUGGACCUGAUGGGAUUGUGUUUCUGUUCGUUGUUUGGUUUCAAAUUCCAAGUUACAGUGAUGCAGGAUUGUGGAUGGAACGAUUACAGGGUUUUAGAACAAACUGUUUAUAGUGUUUUCGUUCUAAACCCUGAGAAAUGAAGUCAAGAAAAAGAAUGUUGGAAGUCCUCAUGAGGCUUAAUCACGAAUUGAUGGUGAACUGGCAGCAUGGAAUUGAAAUGAUUAUAUUAACUGGCAGAAAAUUGGACAGGUUUAUUUGGAGUGAAAAUACAUUUGUCAUCUACAAGCAAUAACUCUCCUAGUGUUGAAGAAUGGUUUAACUUUUCUACAAAGAUCUGAAUUUGAAGUAUUUUUUUAUUUGCUGAUUUAAUCACAUCAGGAAAGAACUGUGCAUAUUUCUAGAAGGUUUCACAAAGGGCAAGAUAAAUGGUGACACAAUACAUCGCUGGAACGAACUGCCAUGUCAGCAGUUUUUGCACGGACAUUGUUUUCCGAUUAUUCUUGGUGCAUUGAUGUAAAAUGAACAUGCUUUGUGAUUGACACAUUGUCAGUUGUGUUUCACAGAGCAACACUGCAUACUAAACUGGUUCUUUCACAUCUGCUUCAAGACUUAUUAAUCAAAUAGUAGAUCCAACAUCAAAACCCAGUUUGCAAAUAUGCACCAACAGUGCUAUGAGUACUGUUGCCAGAGGAACACUCCAUGAGAAACAGAUGUAUUUUGUGUCCACACUUCGUCACACGUCCUGGACACAGGGUGUCCUGAUAAGGUUCACAAUGCAUAGAAAUACGAAGAGGAAUAGUCGGACCUUCUGAGAUGAAAGAACAGUGGAUUCUCUGUACAGUCUUGAUGAAUUGCCUCCAACAGCAUUUUGCAAUGCAUCAUGUGUAAUAUAUUUGUGCACAGACCUCAAAAUGAGAGGUUUGUGAACUUGCAGUUACCAUAAUAUGUAAACAUUAUGACCGAACUUUCUCCAUCGGUUCUGUACAGAUUCCUAGAUUUUGUUCAUGAAAUGCAUUUCUAUGGCAGUUACAUCACAUAAAAGGAACAUGUCGGCCCUGCCUGUCAUUGAGGUGUUUAUAGUGAUUAAUUUAUUGAUGGACUACAAGCAAUUGAUGGAGAGAGUGUAUUCCUUGUGGUAAACAGCCGGAUGCCUGUUACUGUUUGUUUAUCUUGUGUACAGAUAUCAUUGCGCACAACUCAUGUACUUAGAGGAGUCAAAUGCCCGUCCAUCAAAACCUAUGAAAUUAGUCCUUAAACUAAUAUACCUUCUUAAAGAAAAUAUUAAUGUACCUGUAAGUAAAUGUUUACUUUAUUUUGUAACAGUUUAGGUGGUAUAGUAUUGGUGUAAAAAUUAUGUUCUGGAGAGAGAAAAAGGAAAUUUUACAGGUGCUUCAUUUAGUUAUGAAGACAAUUUGGGUUAUAAAAUCAUCCUUUUUUAAAGUUGAUAACACAUUUUAAGUAGUAAAUAACCCCAUCCAUUAUGUUAUUUCAGUAACAGAUAUUGAUAAUCCUGUGUAUUAUUUUAGGAUAUUAAUUUCAUCAGGGAAUGAUGGGAUGGUUAUGUGAUCAUUGUAUCGUAUCUCGCCCUAUGACUGUGCAGGAACAGGGCUAGCUCAUACCUCAGUGUUCAAGUCAUUGUCACUACUUGCCUUGGUGCAACUAUAGACAGCUUGUACAUGCACUGUCAAUCAUAGACGGUGCUUGAUGCACAGGGAGCAUGCUGCACAUGUCACCUGUGCUCCUAACAAUCUCAUACAUUAUGACAGCAGAUGAGUCUUUAGUUCAAGGGCAGAAUAGUGGUUAGCAUGUAGUGUACAGGGCGAAUUUGUGGGAAGAUGUUUCAAUAUAUGUAUCAUGUUAGGUUCCACUUGAAAAUAGUUGAAUUAUCUUGUGUUUACAUCAGAUUUCCAUGUUCAUGUCAUCAUGCAUGUUGCUUAGCAAUGUUGAUACACAUGUCAUCAAGAAUGCAAUGUCCUUUGAAAGAUAACAUUACAUCUCCUGUUUUCUCUCAUACAAUAAUGGCAUGAUCCAAUAUAUCCAAAUGUGUAAUUAUCACAAACUCAAUCAUUUGUAUUUAUCACAUCAAAAUAAUAUAGUCUUGAAAGUACUGAAAUCAAGAUUGUGGCUGUAAACGAAUAUCUUCCAAAGGUGUACAAUUUACAUUGCAAUGUGUAAUACUGGCAUAAUAUGAACUGUUAUAUGCCGUCCAUGGACUGUCUGUGAUGCAGUGCAUGUACAAGCUGUCUCUAUGUAAACAUGUAGAUAAACAUUUUGUAAUGUAAUAUAUGAAUGCUGAUCUUUGUAUAAUGUUGACGAGUUUUGUGUCACACUCUUGAUGUGUGUCUGAGUUUAAUGUUUGAAAUGACUGGGUGGAUGUGCAAAGUUUAUAUAGAAAUAUAUAUAUUUUAGUUUAUACAAAAGAGCUGAUACUGAAGUGGCAACACAAGGUAUAAUUAUAAAUAAAUCAAAACUUUCAAAGAAUUAAGAUCCAAUCAUUGGACUUUGCAAACACUUUUUGGUCUCUUUUUGUCAAUAUCUAGUUUAUGCCCAAAAAAUAUUUCCUACAAUGAGUCGCUCGUUGGAAUCAGCAAUAUGAAUCAUGGUCAUAUCACACUACUUCCUGGUUGUUCACUUGGGUUUAUCAAGGUAUUAUCAAAAUUUUGCUUUUUGUAUGGAGAAACUUGCAAAUGCUGUACACAAGUUACCAAUCUGGUGUUUGAUAAAUUUGACAAAUAUUCAGGAUUUUAGAAGAAAUUUGUUCUUUUAUUUCAGCAUGUCUUUGUAAAUUUGAAAAUUACCAGGGACCACUGUGAUCCACAUCUUGAAAAGCUAAUGGCUUCUUUUUAACUAUUGAGAUUACAUAUUAACUUACCCAAAUAAGUGGAAUCAAAAAAGAAAUUUGAGUUCCUUUUCUUCUUGUAAAGUCUGUUGAAUAAUUUGUCCUCUUUUGAAAAAUAUUUUCCUGUGUCUUUAAUAUAAAUGUGUUUUUUCUGAACUACUUGAAAUUUAUUACAAUUUGGUAAAGAGAAAUCUGUACACAGAAAUAUAUUAAAAUUAAGAGGUCUAUGGGGAAAAUAUGAUAUUUCUCUGAUGUAUAUUUUGUUCUUGUAUUGAAUGAAAUGAUCAUUUGAGUUGCAAGUUUCCUGAAGACGGUAGUGUAUUUUAGUUGAUGUAUUUAAGAUGCAAGAAUGCUGUAGAUACAUGUGUACAGUGAGUCACCCGAGACAGAUGAUGUUAUUGUAAAGUCUGUACAUUGGUUGGGCAAGUGUCGAAAGACUGCAAAAAAUAAAUUUACAUGAAUUUA